AUGACUCAUUUAAACGAGAUUCUCGAAAGGUUCGUCUUUACGCGUCAACUAUCACACGACACCCGAACAAAGCUUCUUUACGUACUCGGAAAGGUUGACAAUCAAGAUUGCAUCCUGACCUUUGAAAAGGCUCAUUUCCCAGAGAUUGCGAUUCCAACUUUGGCAUCUUCUACUCAUCAGCUCGUGGACCCUGUAGAAAACAACAUUUACAGCUGGGCAGUUGCGAGUGUAACGACAAGAGAGCCUAACACGCACGUCAAAGCCAUCUUUCCAGCUACAGAGCUGCACAUCAAAAAGUACGAAGCACAAGCACGUUUUCUGGUGUCAGAGACACCUGCGCUGUACCGAAACGUCACUUUGCCUUUUAUUGAAUCCAUUCCGGCAAGCAGAACAAAAUGGGUCCAAAAUAUCCUGGACGGCACUUCGGAAGCAGACGUGGUGCUUUAUCGUAGCAACCAAGGAGAUCAAUUGUCAGAUACCGGAUUUGUGGUGUUACCGGACAUGAAGUGGAAUGGAACCAAGGAGUCGUUGUACUGGGUAGCAAUUGCCAAUCGGAGCGAUAUCUUGUCCCUUCGAUCGAUCAAUCCAGACCACAUGGAACUGCUGCUCAAAAUAAGAAAGACGGCCCAUAAGUUGGCCAAGGACAAAUUUGAUCUUGAGCCUCACCAGCUUCGGUUAUUUGUUCACUACCAGCCGUCGUACUACCAUUUCCAUGUUCACAUCACUGCCAUGUCGUUUGCGGAUGCCCCAGGUGUUACAGCCGGUCAAGCACACUUACUCGACACUAUCAUUGACAUGCUCAGGGUGUGUCCCGAUUAUUAUCAACGUGCCACACUUCCUUUUGUAGUCGGUGAGCGCCAUCCGUUAUAUUUGGCAUCCCAGGCCUGGACACAGCAGACACCUGAAGAGUAA
Messenger RNA from Phycomyces blakesleeanus NRRL 1555(-), 912 nucleotides. RefSeq lists its product as hypothetical. Gene Ontology annotation, cellular component: P-body; nucleus. Gene Ontology annotation, biological process: deadenylation-dependent decapping of nuclear-transcribed mRNA. Lineage: Eukaryota; Fungi; Mucoromycota; Mucoromycetes; Mucorales; Phycomycetaceae. Gene Ontology annotation, molecular function: RNA 7-methylguanosine cap binding; hydrolase activity. The record is from RefSeq and is a predicted model, not a curated record. The coding region runs from base 1 to 912 and encodes 303 amino acids. The transcript has a single exon.